This is a messenger RNA of Melozone crissalis (California towhee), 2361 nucleotides long. RefSeq names its product zinc finger protein 777-like. The coding region runs from base 64 to 2361 and encodes 765 amino acids. The record is from RefSeq and is a predicted model, not a curated record. The transcript is spliced from 4 exons. Gene Ontology annotation, biological process: regulation of immune system process; negative regulation of transcription by RNA polymerase II; regulation of cytokine production. NCBI's taxonomy places the organism in Eukaryota, Metazoa, Chordata, Aves, Passeriformes, Passerellidae.
GAGGAUGUGGCAGUGCGGUUCAGCCGGCAGGAGUGGGCAAGCCUGGACGAGGGACAGAAGGAAAUGUACCGGAGCGUCAUGGAAGGCAACUACGAGAUGCUGGUGUCCCUGUACUCUGCCCUGUCCAAGCCCGAACUGUUACUGCAGCUGGAAAGUGAAGAGCUGAGCACGCCGCCGGAAUCAGAGACAGAGGCAGAAGAGAUGUCCCCAGAGGCGCUGGCUGUAGAGCCAGCCCUACAGAACUGCACCAGCGAUGGUGCACUGCUGGAGACAGAGACAAUGGACAGGGGCUGCAGGGAGCCAGAGGAAAGCGGGAAUGUGGCAGAGAAAAGCGAGAACCUGGUGGAGGAAAGCUGGGGCCUAGUGGAGAUACGAGGGAACCUGAUAAAGGAAAUCUGGGAUGUGGCAGAGGAAAACAGGAGCACGGGAGAGGAAAACAGAAGCACAGGAGAGGAUAACAAGAGCCAAGCAGAGGAAAACAGGAGCUCGGCAGAAGAAAACAGGAGCUUGGCAGAAGAAAACAGGAGCUCAGCAGAGGAAAACAGGAGCUCAGCAGAGGAAAACAGGAGCUCGGCAGAAGAAAACAGGAGCUCAGCAGAGGAAAAUAGGAGCACAGCAGAGGAAAACAGGAGCUCAGCAGAGGAAAACAGGAGCCCAGCAAAAGAAAGUGGGAACCCAGCAGAGGAGAGUGGGAACAUGAUGGAGGAAAGCAGUAGCCCAGUGGUCCCAGAUAACUGCAGCACACGUGAGUGCCUGGCAAAUUGUGCUGCUGCUGUGAGGGGUCCUGGAGCCCUGCCUGGCUGUUCCUUUCCCUCCUUCAUCCCUGCUCUUGCCCUCACAGCCCCUGUCCAUCUGGAAGCCCCCGCUGUCCCGGCGGAUCUCAGCCAGCCGAGAUCCCCUCCCUGCCCGCUCUCCGUGCACUGCCAGGACGCCGUGGGUCAGAACAGUUCUCCCCCUGCAGCAGGAGAUGCUGAAGCGGGGAUCCCGAUGGAGGUGCCACAGGAGGAGGUUGCUGCAGAGAAUUUGUCAAUGCCCAAAACACCCUCCAAGGGUCUGGAAGAGGACAAGGGUCAGGAAGAGGAGGCUCUGAAAGAUGCAGGGAAUACUGGCCAAGAUCUGGUGGCUGACAUUCCUGAAGAACCAGGAAGGGAGGUGGCACCAGAUGUCCACAAGAUGACAGAACAGGCAGAUCCCAGCCCAGGGGAGCCGGAGAAGGACUCCUGCGUGGGCCGGCCCGUGCCCUGGCAGCGAAAUUCCGCCCGGGAAUUUUACUCCUGCCCCAUCUGCAGGAAAACCUUCCUGCUGAAGAUCAACCUCCUGAUCCACCAGCGUGGCCACACCAACUGGGUGCCCUAUGUCUGCGUCCACUGCGACCGCAAGUUCAUGUCCAAGAAGAAAAUCAGGCGGCACCUGCGCGCCUGGGCGGCCAACGGGACGUGCCAGCCCUCGGAGCUGGAGGUGUGUCCCGGCCAGGUGCCAUUCCCAGCGUCCCAUCCCCAAACCUGGCCAGCUAAUGGCAUGUACCAGGCCUCAAAGCCAGAGGAGUGUCCCAGUAGGACACCGUGCUCACCAUCCCAGCCCCAAGCCUGGGCACCCAAUGGCACCUGCCAGCCUUUGGAUGCAAAUGGAUGUCCCAGCCAAGGGAUGCCGUGCCCAACAUCCCAGCCUCAAAGCUGGGCACCCAAUGGCCCCUGCCAGCCCUUGGAUGCAAAGGCAUGUCCCAGCCAGGGGCCGUGCCCAGCAUCCCAGUGCCCAACAUCCCAGCCCCAAACCUGGGCAGCCAAUGGCACCUGCCAGGCCUCGAAGCCGGAGGAGUGUCCCAGCCAGAGCCUGUGCCCGUCCUCGCAGCCACAAGCCCCGAGCAGGGACUGUGGCACGGUGUGGCAGGAGCCCGGCCCCGCCCGGUGCUCGCUGCCACCUGGAAAAGUGAUGUACACGUGCACGGAGUGCCGGGAAAGCUUCUCCAACCAGGUGUUCCUGACGGUGCAUCAGCGCCGGCACUCGGGCCACCACCUCAUCCUGUGUCCCUGCUGCAACCGCAGCUUCACCUGGGUCUCGGACUUCGUCCGGCAGCACUGGAUGCUCAUGGGCGUCCGGCCCCACCAGUGUGGCAUCUGCCAGAAGACCUUCAAGAGGUUCUCCCACCUCAAGGCGCACCAGAGGAUCCACAGGCGGCAGGAGCGGCCGUUCGCCCGCGCCAACCCGGGGCCCGUCGUGGCGGCUCCCGCGGCAGGGGACGGGGUGGGAAGCCAGGCUGUGACCCCCCAGGGAUGGGUCCCUGGGGCCCUCCCGGAAUGGGAGGCUGCUGUUGGAGCUCAGGGUGUACACACAGGGGUGGGGGAAGCUGCUGCUGAAAUUUGA